AGACUCCAUAAAAGAACGAGUUCAAGAGGUGUGGCUAUUAAAUAAAGCAUAAAAGAGAAAAGAGAGUGGGCUCAUUUAAACUGAGCCAGCAUUAGUCUCAUAGUCACAUCUUGUAGAUCAAGCACCAGUGGGGUCAUGUUUGUUUGUUAAAGAAGAGAAGAUAAAAUUUUCUGUUCUUGGACAUGGAUGAUUUUGUUCGUAAGAAAUUAACUGAAUGGGGUCUCAGGCAGUGGAUAGAGAAAUUUGAAGAUGAAGGCAUUGACACAGAAGCUCUUUACUGUCUUAAUGAUCAAGAUAUUGAUAACUUGAUCCCAAAAGUGGGACCAAGGGCAAAACUCAGGAAGAUGCUUGAGUUAUUGAAGGAAGAACAAAACUCAACAAAUCAGGAAACUGAAGUUGAUUUGAGUGCUGAUGAAGAUGAAGAAGCAGCUGAUUGUACUCAGGAAGAUGAAGAAGCAGCAGAUUGUAUUCAGGUUUUGCCACCCACGAAUGAUGCCAAUGAUAAAGCAAAGAGAAGGUUGGAUCUUCAGGGCGAGCCCAGCAAACAGCAGUCACCAGCUGGUAAACGACGAUGUGACAAGCCUAUAUCAUCAUACAAAGAAAAAUUCAUUUUGGCUGAUGUGAACAAAAUAAUGAAAUAUGUCGAUGUGAAAAUACAACAUGAAGACAACACAAAGUUUAAUGCUUUUCUGAAGACUAAGAUCUGUGAUUUGGAGACAGACAAGCGGGAGGUGGUCGGUGUCUUUGGUAAAACCGGGGCUGGAAAGAGCUCUUUGAUAAAUGCCGUCAUUGAAGAAAAAAAUCUUUUGCCCUCUGGAAGUAUCAGUGCCUGUACCUCAGUCAUGAUUAAGUUGGAGUCUAACAUGCGGACCUCAAAAUAUGAGGCAGACAUUGAGUUCAUUACAGAAGAGGAGUGGAAAGAUGAGCUGUGGUCCUUGUAUCACAUUCUUAAGGACAAUGCAAAUCAGGAAAAGAACGAUGAUGAUUAUAAGGACGCUGUUGAUAAGCUGUCAGCGCUGUAUGGAGAAGAAUGGAAAAACAUAUCUUUUGAAACUCUCAUGGACUACAGACAUUUUAGAGAAAUUCCAGAAUUUCUCCAAUCCAAGAGGAAGAUUUUGACAUGUGAAACAGCUGCAGAGCUAUCUGCAAAAUUUGUCAAAUACACAAGAAAUGACUCAAGAGAAGACACGAGGAGGUGGUACUGGCCACUAGUCAAAUGUGUGACUGUCAGGGUCCCCAGUAACCAUCUUCUCCAGCAUGUGACACUUGUGGACCUUCCUGGAAAUGGGGACUGUAACAGGAGCAGAGAUAGAAUGUGGAAAGAGAUUGUUGGAAGUUGUUCUACCGUGUGGAUUGUGACCGACAUUAAUCGGGCAGCAGCAGAGACAGAACCUUGGGAGAUCCUGCAAAACGCCAGUAGCCUCAUGGGAAAUGGUGGCGAGUGUCAGCGCAUUCACUUCAUCUGCACCAAGUCUGAUCUUGCUGCAGACUUAGAUGAUGAUUCAGCUGCUGCUGUUCGUGCUUCCAUUUUUAAAAGAAACAUGGACGCCAAGGAACAAGUGAUCAGAGAAUUCAAGAAACGAAGCGAGAUCACGAAACACUUCAGUGGUGACUGUUUCAGAGUGUUCACAGUGAGCUCCAAAGAGUUUCUGAAACCAAAACGUCUACAGCCAGAUGAAACUGAAAUACCCAGACUUCAGGAAUUUCUGCAAAAUCUCAACGACUGUCACUCAGAGACAUUAAAUUAUGUGUCUGGAGCUCAUGGGAUUCUCUCUCUGAUUCAAGGGGCAAGAUGCAGGGAAGUGGCUGGCCAAAAAGCAGAUGUGUGCGCAGCACUCGAAGAAAACUUGAGGCGUGAACUUGAUAAAGUCAGAAAAGCCAUAGAAGAAGCUUACGAAGCUUUUGAAAGACGCCUUGUCGAGGGAGUUGAAAAAUCUAAAAGUUCAUGUGAAAACAGCUUGAAGUCCGUCUUGUAUGGUUCAAGGGCACGAGAUAGAGGUUUUCACAGGACAUUGAAGUGUGUAGUUGCGAACAGUGGCAGCUACAAAACACAAAAAAGGAGACAAAUAAACCUCAAUGAGAAGUUGAGUUCGUGCCUGUCUGCCAGCAUUGAUGAAGAAUUCAGGAACACCUUCCCAAACGAAGGAAAAUGUGGACCAUUCAAGGGAGUCAUCAAAACAUUUUCACUUGACACAGAGAGGCUGAUUCAAAAGUACAAAGAUGUGGAACUGCAACUGAUUUUUCUCAAGACAGAGGAGGAAAAAAUUAAGACAAAAGUCAACAAAAACAUCCGGGAGCGUAAGAAAAUAAUCUACCACAGUCUGUCGUCGAAAAUUCAGGAACUCAUGCAAGAAUGCUAUGACGAAGCAGCUAAAUUUAGAGGAACAGACACACUGAAAAACAUGAGGCAAACUAUUGAGAAGCAUGUACAUGAGUCAAAGAACACCAUGUUUGAAGUGGCAAAAAAUGUCAUGUUGGACAAACUGAACAAGCUGAAGGGGCGUAUCCUAGAGGAACUGGAGAAAACCCUGAAGCAAUCAAUUGAGCUGUCACUCAAGACAGAUGAUUACUCAAUCCCAGACUUUUCAGCAGAGCUUGACAUGGUGAAGAGACACUAUGAUGAACUGAAGCUCAGCUCAGAUGGAGAAAUGUCAUUAACUGGCACUGAUCAACCCGGUCCAUCAUCUGCACUGUGACAGAGAGACCAGAAAAGUGGACCUUGAUAAUAGAUUCUGAAGGCCAUGUUAUAGGCCUGGUAAGACCAGAAAAGGGAAGAAGUCCAAGAACACCAUCGAGAGAAAAACAGUAAAAGCAGCUGGAGGGACAAGAGAAUAACAACAAUAAUUUUUGCAUAAGGCUUUGUGUUUUUUAUAAUAUAACAGUUUUAUUCAGUACAUUUACAUGUAUUUCUGUCCAUG
Toxotes jaculatrix (banded archerfish) is the source of this 2918-nucleotide messenger RNA. RefSeq names its product nuclear GTPase SLIP-GC-like. NCBI's taxonomy places the organism in Eukaryota, Metazoa, Chordata, Actinopteri, Toxotidae. Gene Ontology annotation, molecular function: GTPase activity. The transcript is spliced from 24 exons. The coding region runs from base 183 to 2696 and encodes 837 amino acids. The record is from RefSeq and is a predicted model, not a curated record.